AUGUCGUCUUACACACAAACAUCCCAGAAUUUUGUUCGGGCUCUGAAAGCCUCGACUGAUCCUCCCCACCCAGGUGGUUUACAAAAGAUUGAAAUCGCUCAGCUUACAUGGGAUAACACCUCCUUCGCUGUACCAAACAAGGGCGAAGUCAUCAUAGAUUGGAUCCUAACUCGACUCCUCAAAGAUAAGCAUGAUGCCGAGUCCAAAUCCAGCGCAAUCGCUGAUACUCGCUUUUGGAUUCUUAUGAAUAGUAUUAUAACACAUCAAAUGUCCUCUAAUGUGGCACGUCCGACCAAAGUCUGGCUUCUGCCUCUGCUGAAUCGGACUCCUAUCGCCCCCAUUAUGCUUGCGUAUUUAGGCAUUCUGGAAAAACUCGAUAAUAUUCAAAUGCGAUGUCUUUGUCCAAUCGCGCAAAAGUGUUUCGACAUCCUGUGGCCCUUAUCCGUACACAGAUUCACCCCUGACUUGCUCUUGGACUGCUUCGGUUCCGUACUAGCGGUAUUUGAGAUGUGCACUGCAGAUGAAAAUCUGGCUCGUACUUAUUCGAUGAUCGUCGCCUCAUACCAAGCUGCACUCGAGAACUCUUCGAUUAAGAGAAAGCUUUAUGUGUCAUUCAUAGGGUCUUAUUUGGAUAGUUGGGUUCAAUGCAUUUCAGGAAUAGGUCGAGCGGAUAUUGAAGUUACAUGCCAAUCGUUGUUAGAGAAUAUCUAUGCUGCAGGAUUUGACACAAUCUUCAACAUCGAUACACUCCGACAAACUCAAGAUUCCCACUCUGAAGACAAAUUUUUUGACUUCCUCGUCAAAUCCAUGCCCGCAUCUUCCGCUCGUAUCUUGACUAUAACUCCACGUAUAUUCCGGUCCUACGUGCAAUGCAUUCAUAAAUAUCGUGGCACACUAUUUUCUCUGGACUCAAGCCAAUCAUUCGAACGUCUUAUAGGACAAGUCAAGGUGGCCGGAAUGAGGUUUUUCGCAUCUUGCAGCAAUCUUCUAGAUUGUGCUGCAGAAGAUACGCAACUAUGGUCAACCCGAGCCGCUUUACUUGCUAUCGUGGAUAGCGAGAAGUUAUACAGUGCCACUGACCAAGUAGGCCGGCAUCCGGUUUCGCACAGUAGAGAGCUUGCUAUCAGUGCUCUUGGUGAAUCUUGGCAAACGGGGCGAUCAUCAGUUGCGAGCCCUGUCAUCAGUGUCCUUGAGACCCUCGUUCGUAUAGAUUAUGAUAUCAUAGGGCCGUCAUUGCCUAAAAUCUUGCCUAGAUUGCUUGCGGCACAAAACAUUUCGACAAAUGCACUCCCCUUCCUGGAUCUCAUCCUAGAAUAUCAUGUCAAAACUCGAACAUUGAAUUCUUAUGCUUUGAGCAUACUAUCAGCUCUUUCAGACCAUCAUAUCUUAUCUAGCAUCAAAGAUCCGCGUUUUUUCUAUGACCUAGCUCUAUCUAGUCCUGUUUUCAGCGCCGACCAUCUGGAACAUUUCUCUAGAUCUGUUCAUAACUUCAUUACACCAGGACAAGUAGUUCAAACAACGCGCGAGGUUCUCAUGGUCUUCACAGACGCCUGGAGUCGAUGUCAAGAAAACUUUGUUCAAAAACGCCUUACUGCAAAAAAGAAGCGAGGGACGGGGAACUCUGCUCCUGCAAAUAGCGAUGCAGAAACAUUGGCCGUAGUUUUCUCUCUGGCUACCAGAAUCAUAUCAGUGAUCCUCCUCGCCAUCGCCGGGCAGUCUCUUUCUGAGACCACUCGGAGUGAUGUUGACUUGCUGAUUAAAGAAGCUCAAAAGGUCGCCACUCGCGCCUCAUUUGAUCUGCUUGGGUCGCAACAGCCAGAGAAUCAUAGCAUUGUGUGGGCACAACAAACUACCGCAACGGCUGCCCUUCGCUUCGAUUAUGGACUGAAACGUAGCGGCUGUGUAAAUCAGAGUAACCAGGACGGCGGAAAUUUACUAUCAGUAAUGCUCCAAGUGGUCCAGGAGGAAAAUACAUUGCCAGAACUCACUCUCGAAAUCUUCCGAAGUCUGCUAGGGGAGAUGAUCAAUGAAAAUGACUCUCACAGUGCUUCUGUGCUAAAUAGCGUCCUCUCGUACCUUGAGUGGCAUCUUGUUGGAGAAGGUAGGAUGGCGUUGUCCAAAUUGGGUAAUGACGAGAAGCAUACACCUGCGUUGGAUAUAUUACAUCUGCUCAUUAAAAGAUGGAUGGCUGAUAUCGACCAUCAGCUACCGACCACUUCAGCUCCUCGUGUACAGGCUAACAAUAUUGUCGGUGAACUAUUUUGUUCUGCGCAAUUCUGGGAGCUACCAAACUUAAGAGAAGAUCUCUCAGCUGUUUUCUUAACCUUGGUUGAUGAAAGAACAUCACUUCUGGAUAGGAUCGAUUUGACAAGGGUGGUCGCUUCGAAUAGCGUCGAUUUAGUAAACACGAAACUUAUGCAACAAGUGGAUUCGACUUAUGAAUUACUUCUCCUCGUCCCCAUGGAGUACUAUACUCGCCCAUAUCGGGUUCAAUUUAUGCAAAGAGCUCUGAAGGCCGACAUCUUGACCAAUAUUGUGCCUAAACAGGAUGGUCACUUGGCGCAAAGAGCACAGCACUCUAUAGCAAUCAUACGAACAUUUUUGAAACGUCUCUGCCACUAUCACGGUGUUCUUGAUCAUUCUAUGACUCUCCAAUAUCUUGGUCAUCUAAUCGGGCCGGCAACAUCAUCCGGUCUGCUCCCUGACGUUCUUUUGCUUGUGACGCUGGACUUAAUAGAGAUACAAAUUUUGUCUAUCUUGCGCCUUCAUGGAGACAAGUCAGAAAUGAUGAUCUCAGUCGUAGGGUGGCUUCUGAGACAUCGACCCUUCGAGCAGUCCAGUCAAGAUUUAACGUGUAAUAAACUUGUCGAGCAGUGCGUAGUACGCUUCACAAGGUCGCUGACAACCCAAUUCAAGGUGUCAAUCUUUUCAGAACAAACAAUCACAUCGUUGAAACAGUUAUAUGACAAUUUAAUGGUGACAAUAGCUCCUCCGUUGGUCAAAGUAGCGAGUCAAGGAUUCUCGUCAUUGUCAGAUUCAACGAGUACCAUGCUUGCAGCCUGGUCAAACAGUCUGGCUUUUGGCAACUGGCUUGGGUUGGAUCAUUCAUUCACUCCUCGUUUAGGCCAGAAAAUAGCUUCCAAUCUGAUCUAUACCAGUCGAUCUAGGGAUACGUCAAUAUCAUCUAUGGAAAGCACAUCUGCAGAAACAGUGGCUUUAUUGUUUGAAGAAUUGCGAUGUUUGUCUCAUCUCAAUAUAACUCGCCAUCUAGAGGUCACAUUGGCUACUUAUAUGGUAUGCAGAAGUCAACUGCCUGGAAAAAUUGACGCGUGCAUUGUAAACGUAUGCAAAUGGAUACCUGUUCAAGAGUUCUCAUAUCUACUAGAUAUCAUACACGCUGAGCUCGCAACGCCCACGCUUACUUCAGGGGAACGCAUUUCCCUCUUACAUCUUUCUUCUGUUUUAACGCACGAAGCACCACAAGGUACCUCUCAGAUCUUGCAAAGCUUCUUAACACGAUGCCUCAGCAUCUUCACCAAUAAUAUCACAGAAUAUAUCAAUUCCGUAGGCUUAUGCUGUGAUGUCCUUACAUUUAUUGACCAGUUUUGCUCCGAGAAACCCGCAUUGAUACGUUCUUCAGAUUUGAGCAAUAUCUGGUCCUUCUUGUCGCAGGUUAUUGCAGGUUCACCUAGUGAAAAUGCAUCAACAUCCCCUCUAGUUUUCCAUCGUAUCACUGCAAUCGUCAGUAAUCUCAUCCGCUUAAGGCGUGAUUUGGUUGUGCAUACUCUCCCGCAUCUUGGUAUGCUUCUGCGAGCGUUGAUCAAAUUGACACGAAGACCUCGAUCUCGUCUUGGGGCUAAGCAGGCUAGGGUUGUCACUGAUACCUUUCCAGCAUGGAUCCAUUCCGCUCAUCCCUUGUCUCCUAAAGAAUGUCGUGCACUCGCACGGCUUCUAACGACCCUCACUGCAAAAUCAAUUCCCUCUACGCAUCAGAACUCCUCUAAUUCAACAGCGCCCACGCCUGAACCGCAAAAAGCUGAAUCUCUCACCAAACCGUUUUCUCGGCAUGCUGUUUACGUGCUGGUAGCAUAUGUGGAAGUCAUGAAUGACCCAUUAUGUGUGCUGACCAUUGAUAUGCGCAAAGAGCUGGAGCCUGGUAUGUUCGCCUUGUGUGAAAUGAUUGGAGAACACAAUCGCGACGCCGUAAUGACAUCCUUACUGGAUGCAGGUGGGAAAACUGUGAUGAAGGACCUAUGGAAGCAAUUUGAAAAACAGAGAUACGUUGGCAAAGGUUAA
Molecule: messenger RNA, 4296 nt
Organism: Serpula lacrymans var. lacrymans S7.9
Lineage: Eukaryota; Fungi; Basidiomycota; Agaricomycetes; Boletales; Serpulaceae
Exons: 15
Coding region: 1-4296 (1431 amino acids)
Source: RefSeq, a predicted model, not a curated record